AUGCUUCCACUUCGUCGGCGUGGACGAUUUUAUGCCAUAGUCGCUGUGGUUAUGGUCUUCCUGCUGUAUCGAUUCAUGCAGAAUUCGUGGUCACAGUCUCCUCACUUCGAAACGGUGAAGCAACCAAGCCAGCCAGCUUCUGACCCAGUACAGGGCUCGAAAGAAGCCUUUGAACCGCCUGUCGUACCGCCACCCGUCCAGCUUCCCGAUUCCGAGCAGGAUUCCAACGCUGCCAAUAAACCCAAACCAGCAGUACCUCAAGAUGGACCAGCAUUGCCGGAGAAGGUUUCAGAGAAAGUCGAUACACCGGCAGAAGAGAAGCCUGUCGCCGAUGAACCUAUCUCUGUUGGGGACGCUGCGCUGCCAGACGACAAGAAGGAAGAGCACAAGCAGCCAGCGGAGCAAAGUGCACCACAAAUUCCCGAUGUUCACUUCAAGGACCCUCCUAAGCAGGCCGACAACCCUGAUAUUCCCGAUGUCAACGUUGAUGGUUCCAAGGUUCACUGGACCAAGCCCAAGGAGAACUUCCCUAUCCCCCCUGAGUCAAUCAGACCAGUCCCAACCGGCACAGCUCCCAGUAUCAACAGAAUCCAGUUCGACUUCCAACCUGAAGACGUACAGACAAGUACCACCCGGUUGGAUCGAUUGAAACGUGUCAAGGCAGAAAUUGAACGGGCCUGGACUGGUUAUCGAAAAUUCGCAUUCCCACAUGAUGAACUCAAGCCUGCUUCUAUGAAGUAUCGUGACACCUUUUGUGGCUGGGGCGCGACACUCAUCGAUUCGCUUGAUACUCUUUGGAUCGCUGGUAUGAAAGAGGAGUUUGAUGAAGCCGCCAAGGCCGUCGCCAAUGUCGACUUCACUUAUUCCGAGCGUAACGACAUUCCCGUUUUUGAAACUACCAUUCGCUACUUGGGCGGCCUUAUCGCUGCGUACGAUGUUAGCGGUGGAUCCUCUGGCCAGUAUAAGAUUCUGCUGGAUAAGGCCGUCGAACUUGCGGAGGUCCUCAUGGGCGUUUUUGAUACGCCUAACCGCAUGCCCCUAUUAUAUUAUCGAUGGCAUGAGCCUUAUGCUUCACAACCCCACCGAGCGAGCACUGUUGGAAUCGCUGAGCUUGGAACUCUGUCUAUGGAGUUCACUCGCCUUGCUCAAUUGACGGGUACCAACAAAUACUAUGAUGCUGUUGACCGUAUCACCGACGCCUUGAUUGAGAUGCAAGCAGCGGGUACUGAUAUUCCAGGGCUUUUCCCCGAACGCAUCGAUGCCUCUGGAUGCAACAGGACUGCUACCACUAGGACUGAAAGCCUCAGCCAGGAGGCCCGGGAGCAAGUCAAUUCUGCCGACCUGACUAAGGAACCUGAAGGAUUUGAUCCCACGAAGCUGGGCGGAGAUGUAGCCUCUCCCGCACAGCUCCCCCAGGCCGAUAGUCGUUGGGAGGACAAGCUCCAACGUCGCGAUGUUCCUGUAGAUACCGAUGAGGCAACUAAAGCGGGUGAUCAGACACCGGCUCGACCUGGGCCUCAACAGGCGCCCCCUCUUGCUGCAGAUGGUUCUUCGGCAGACUGGGAUUGCAAGCCUCAGGGUCUAGUUUCAAGUAGCCCUAACUACGGACAUUACCAUAUGGGAGGUGCCCAAGAUUCAGCCUACGAGUAUUUCCCCAAGCAAUAUUUGCUCUUGAAUGGUCUGGAACCCAAGUAUCGCCCGCUCUACGAGAACACCAUCGACGCGAUUAACGAAUGGUUGCUUUAUCGACCUAUGAUCAAAGACGACGGCUGGGAUGUGUUCUUCACGGGAAAGUUGACGACUUCUAGCCGGGGUGACUCAGAAUGGCUAAAGACCUAUGACAUGGCUCAUCUCGCAUGCUUCGUUGGAGGCAUGUAUGGACUAGGCGGUAAGAUCUUUGGUCGGGAUGGGGAUAUCGACAAGGCCAAAAAGCUCACUGAUGGUUGCGUGUGGGCAUAUCAGUCAACAGUUACCGGGAUAAUGCCUGAAUAUGCUCACCUGGUCGCUUGCCCUGCCCUGGAAAAGUGUGCUUUCAGUGAAGAGAGUUGGUAUGAGGAUCUCGACCCUAACAGAGAAUGGCGCGAUAGUGAGUUUAGGAAAUGGUCAGACGGCGAGGCUCAGAGGAAACUCGCAGAAGGAGCUGCUCCCGCCGCUGCCCAACAAAACAAGCCCGAUGAUUCAAAUAAGGGACCGGAGCCUGUCGUCAAUCCCCCAAAGGUGGUCAAGCGGGCAGGAAUCCCGAUGCCUGAGCUGGAUAGGAGUAUGGAAGAGGACGAUUCGGAGUUUGGAUCAACGCUCCCCGAUUCACUCAAGCAGAAAAUUGGGCUGAACAAGGACGGAUCUGAAAAUACCGAAGCAGAAAAGGCUCAUCCAGGCAAGACUGAUUCGGAGAAAGCCAAGCCUGCUCCAGUCGAGCUAGAAAACCAACCCGCUGCUGUCCAAGAUACAACGGAAAAGACCAUCGCGCCGAAGCCUGUCACCGUAGACAGCUUUGAUGCCGUCAGAAACGCAGAACAAGUUGCUGCUUCUGAUGACGUACCUCUGGAGAGGCCCGCGACGCACGAGGAGUACGUCAAGUCGAGGAUUCAAAGAGAAAAGCUCCCUCCAGGCUACACCGAUAUAAUAAACCGGAAUUACAUCCUUCGACCCGAGGCGAUUGAAUCUGUUUGGUACAUGUAUCGCAUUACUGGCGAUACUACCUGGAUGGACAAGGGUUGGAAGAUGUUCCAGGCUACAAUUGCCGCUACACGCACCGAAUUCGCCAACAGCGCCAUCGAAGACGUGAUGGGCACAGAGAACAAUCUGAAGGACGAGAUGGAGAGCUUCUGGAUUUCCGAGACUCUCAAGUACUAUUAUCUACUCUUUUCAGAGCCUAACGUCAUCAGCCUUGACGAAUGGGUUCUCAACACCGAAGCGCAUCCUUUCAAGAGGUCGACAUGA
Fusarium proliferatum ET1 is the source of this 2940-nucleotide messenger RNA. RefSeq lists its product as uncharacterized. Gene Ontology annotation, biological process: N-glycan processing; carbohydrate metabolic process. The record is from RefSeq and is a predicted model, not a curated record. Gene Ontology annotation, cellular component: Golgi membrane; endoplasmic reticulum. NCBI's taxonomy places the organism in Eukaryota, Fungi, Ascomycota, Sordariomycetes, Hypocreales, Nectriaceae. The transcript has 3 exons. Gene Ontology annotation, molecular function: mannosyl-oligosaccharide 1,2-alpha-mannosidase activity; calcium ion binding. Bases 1 to 2940 code for a protein of 979 amino acids.